Molecule: messenger RNA, 4725 nt
Organism: Anopheles cruzii
Lineage: Eukaryota; Metazoa; Arthropoda; Insecta; Diptera; Culicidae
Exons: 10
Coding region: 1-4725 (1574 amino acids)
Source: RefSeq, a predicted model, not a curated record
AUGGGAAGCAACUGCUGUAAGGGCGAAGCUGGCGCCCAGGUUUACAAAGGCAAUGGCACCGAAAUAUCCAUUGGACCUCGGCUCCGGAAAAGCCCCGUUUAUGCGGAAAUGAUGCGCGAGGAAACAUUCCAAGUGGACGAGACGCCACACAUUGGAGCACCAUUCUUUCUGCGGAAGCUGACCGAUUACACGGUGCUGGUGGGGACGAAGGCGAAACUAUCUGUGCACGUUUCCAACACCAAAGACGUCAAGGUUACAUGGUUAAAGGACGAUGCGCCUAUAUCGACAACGGAUCGCUACGUCUGCACUAGCGUGGGGCAGCUGCACUCACUCGAAAUGGCCACUGCACUACCCGAGGAUAGUGCCAAGUGGUCUUGUGAGGCUGGCAAUUCGUUGGGCAAAUGUGUAUGCAGUGGGCAGCUCACAGUGCGCGUCCCAGAAACAUACAAAGCCCCCGAAUUCGUGGAUGAGCUGCGGGCGAUUCUCACGAGCCAGGGAACGAUCUCGCUCGAGUGCAAAGUGAUCGGCUAUCCGACCCCCGAAUUGCGCUGGUUCAAGGAUUCGAACGAAAUCAAAGCAGGGGACAUGUUUGGCUUGACCAUCAACGGAGGCGAUCUAGCGUCGCUUGGAGUGUACACCUGUGUCGCCACGAACUGUGUCGGGAAAAGCAGCUCCAGCUCGAAGGUGCGCGUCCAGGAGCCGGACACACUGCCGAAAGCGAAAGCAUCGGACAAAAUUUCACCAGUUUUUGUUGAAGAACUCGAACGAAUAAAAGGAAAAAUCGGGGACCGGAUGGAGCUACGCUGCAAAAUUAAUCCGUCGGCUGUGCCGGUAAGCGUUAGGUGGUACAAUCAAAGUGGCCUCAUCGAAGCAAACGAAAAGUACUCCAUGUUCGACGACGGUUUGGGGUGCUUUCUGGUUGACAUUACCGCGGCGGAGCUGUGCGAUGCGGGGGAAUGGAAGUGUGUCAUUACCUGCAAAGAUGGUCUCAUCGGAAUUACAUCGAACGUAGUGGAACUAGACGUGCCCAGGAACUACCGUGCGCCACGGUUCAUGGAGGGACUGAAGGCGGUUCUUACGGAGGAAGGACUCGUAUCGUUCGAGUGCAAGGUAAUUGGAUAUCCGACUCCCAUUCUGCGCUGGUACAAAGACGGUAAGGAGUUGAAACCGGGAGAUGUGUACCAUUUGACCGGGGUAAACUCACUCGGCUCGUACUGUUGCGUGGCCCGCAACAGUCUGGGCGAAGCGUCGAGUACCACUUUUCUCUCGGUGAACGAUAUCAAGGCUCAGUUGAACGAGGAAGAAUGGCUGAGCCUGCUGCAAGUGAACCAGUCACCAACGUUCAAGACGGGACUGAUCAGUCGUGAUGUGUGCAUUGCCGAGCCGUUCCGAAUGUCGGUUGUGGUCAACUCAGUGUCAAAGCCGACGGUUAACUGGUACAAGGACGAUCUGGUUGUGGAGAGUUCCGAAAACUAUCAACUGUCGUCCGACGACAGCACCUACACCUACUCCAUCGACGUGGUUGUGGCACAGCUCGACGAUCAGGGAGAGUGGAAGUGCGUGGCUACCAACGAGUUCGGACAGGCGGGCACGUCCUGCUUCGUGAAGCUCAUCAUACCGAAGCACUACCGCAAACCGAAAUUCCUCGAGAACCUGAAGGCGGUAAUGCUGCGUGAUGGGACGGUGAAUUUGGAGUGCAAAGUCAUCGGAGUUCCGCAGCCCGUGCUGAAGUGGUACAAGGAUGGUACGGAGUUGAAACCGGGCGACAUCCACCGCAUCAUCACCGGUCAGGACGGUAAAUGUUGUCUCGGGACGUACACGUGCGAGGCGGUGAACUGCAUGGGCUCGGUUAGUAGUACGGCUUCGCUGCACGGGUACGAUGGUAUCGCCGACGAAGGUCCAUUACCUCCCGAAGGGCUCGGUGGGCUCGUUAAGGAUGCGUCGCUGUCGACGAUACACGAGGAACGAACCUCGGAGAUGUUCGACACGGCCGCAUCGUAUAAAAGCGCGGGGAGCAGUAGCCGCGGCGAGAUAUCGUUCACCUUCGACGGUAAGGAGGUUUCCGUGUCGUUAUACGAAACGCCCGAGCUCACCAACGACGAGGCCUUGCAGAUCGUGCAGAUGUUCGCCGAUCAGUUGCAUCAGAACAUCAACGAGAAUGAGAACGUCACCACCAUGCCUUCGUUGCGGUUCGUUAAGGAAACGUCCACCUCGGGCCAGUUGGUAAUGGAAGCUUUGGUCAUCGAUGUGCCCGUCGUGGAAGAUACCAACCUACUGGAGGACGACCGGCGAACCGAUUUCGAUAUCGACGAAAUGGUCGAUGAAAAUACGUUCACCUUCGAGAGCGGCAUUGCCUCGUCGAAAGGGCGUGUGCAUCGGCGGAGCAGUCGCGAACAGGAUGAUUUCCGAAGCAUGUCCUCCUCGGAGCAUUCCGAUCUGGAGCGAGACGUCAUGAUGAGCAUCUUGAGCAGGGAUAGUCUUCCGGUGCUUACGAGCCCGGGCAAGACCACCGAUGCAGCCACCGGGGAUGACGCGAAGGAGCGGCUACUAUCCCUCAUCGAAACAGUGGUCUUUCACCUUGCGUCCAUCCGCGAGGAAGUUCGAAACCAAUCAGAUCUCGCCCUCUCGGUGAACUUCUCGGAGAGGAGCGAGAAAAUACUGACCGACGUACUGUAUCCGGUGCAGCAGUUACACAAACACCUUGCGACCACCGGUACGCACGAGGGUCUGCUGGACCCGUUGGAGCACCUAACUAGAGGCUUCAGUGUGAUUGAAAAGUGCGUCCAAAUCGGUGGAUACAGCCGAACGUUCGUCUACCGUACUAGUGUGUGCAUUGUGGAAGGUUGCGGCAAGCAGCUCCUCAACUGUCUCAGCGAUUUGCGAACCUUCCUGAGUCACCAGACGGAGGCUGACUUCGUCGUGCAGCAAAAGAUGUACAUGCUGAUAAUGGAAGUUCAGACAAGUCUGGAGUCCGCGUUGGAAAGUGUUAGAUCGCAGCGCAUACUACAGGAAACGGAUUCCGUGGCCGCCCUGCAGGAGCUAACGAGUAUCGUGACAACCCGAUCCAUUUUCGAAGAUAUCGAUUUCCUGCUAAAGUCCGAAGAGCCGUUCGGCUUGUUGCAGGUCAAAAACCUACAAAUAACGGUGCUGGAGUUUGAAAAAUCAUUGGCCACCAUUCUAACCAUCGUUUCGCAAUCCGACAACUGCAACGUGCGAUCGGAAAUCGCUAGAUUCGGCUUGACGGAAGUUCUGCUGGAACUGAAAAAUAAGACCGAAGCCUUGUUGGUACAGUGUACCGAAGAGCGAUUGCAGAGGAUCGUCGGCCGGGAAAUGAAACCAUCGGUAGUGGAGUUGGGCGGCCUGGUAGAGCUGAUUGAAUCGAAUGAAUCGUACGCCGAGGUGAUAACGUGCCUCAAUGAUAUGUUUGUGCCGUUGGAAGAGAUGAAAACGGCUUUGUCAAAGUUGUCGAGUGAAGUACGCCACGUUCCGGAACCGGAGUACAGCAGCAAUCAGGCUCUGGAGCAACAGAUUGAAGAAUUUUACGAGCUAAUCGUUCAUCUGAAGGAAGAAAUUCAGGGUGCUGCGAAAGACUUGUGCAGCAAGACGGAAACGCAGAAGGAGCUCCUAGAAACGAUUAGGAAAAACUUGAACACGCUUAAGGCGGACGCACGUAAUUUUAGGGCCCAAUGUCCCGUUAGCGCGCUACCUGAGAAAGAUGAUCUGUUGCUGGCCGCGUUUGAGCUGGUUAUCGAAAGACUGGCCCUCAAUCCUCUGCAGCUAGAUUCGAUAGACUACCUUAGGCUACUCGGCGACUCAUUGGCCCAGUUCUCCGGCCUGGUACGAAGACUUAGCGCCGGUCCAGCGGUUUCCGAUUGGUUACUACGUUAUCAGUUGCAGUUGUUGAAAAUCUUUGACACCAUCGAGUUUUGUCUCAGCGAGGAACAGUUUAUCGUGAUUGGCAGCAAGGAGAAGUACUGCAAAACAAGCACCCAAGAGGCCAUCCAUGCUGCCAAGCAGUUGAUUACGCAUUACAAAAUCACGAGCGAGCAGAAUGCGUCCACGAGGAAAGAGUCGGACCGUCACAUUCAGGUGGUUGCCGCGCGCCAAGGUUUGACUGAUACGGUGAACCAUGCCUCAGCCUCAGAGGUGCGGUCCAGUUCGCAAGCAACUGCUCAAAGAACCAUCCAUGAGACGAGCCAGCGUAGGCCACACUCACAGCAUCACCUCGCCGGGCGACAUGCCCGGACCAGGAGCCCGCUUAGCUUUACCGAUGAUAACCCCGAUCGCACGCCGCGAAGCUCGUCUCGGUGCAGCCUAGGAGCGCUGCCGUCUAAGCGAGGACCCUCGUUCGCGGUGUACCUGAAAAAUGUGUUCAUCGAACGAGACCACGGCUUCAAGCUGCUGUGCGUGGUGCUAGACGCGGAGAUCGACGUACGGUGGACGAAGGAUGCGAUCGAACUGCUCCCAUCGGCCCGGUACCGGAUUCAGCAGAAGAAUGGCCUAAUUACGCUGCAUGUUGAGCACGCCGACUACGAAGACUCGGGCGUCUAUGCGUGCCAUGUUUUCAACAACUAUGGCCAAUCGUUCAAUAAGUGCACGGUCGAGGUGUACGACACCAGCGAUGAUAUCAUCUGUCCGUCAUUCAGCAUACCGCGCAACAUGGACAAUGUGGAACUCAGUUUGAAAAGAUGUUGCUGCUCGUUGCACCAUACGGCCGUGACCUAG